CGAGCGCUGCUGCCGCGGAUGGUGUCGGUGAGCCUGUCGCUCUCGGCUGGGGCGCAUUUGAGGGUUGCGUGCAACGACGUUGGUGGACGUGUCCUGUCGACGGCGGAGGAGUACGCAGCGGCCGGUUUUGGCGACGCUGGGAGCAUCGACGUUGUUGGGUGCGACGCCUGCGACAGGGACACGUACUGCUACGCGCCCGGGACGGCGUCGGCGAGCAUGAAGAACGGUGUGUGCGUGUGCGCGUGCGGCAGUGGCGGGUACGGCGAGGCGUGUGUGCCUGUGGGAGCUCCCGCGCUGCCGCCCGCUGCGGGCACUGCGUCGAGUGUGUUUGUCCGCGAGGGCGUGACGGUGCAGUCGGUGUUCGUUGUGCCUGCCGGCGCGAGCGAGGUGACGCUGCGCCACGUUGUGCUGGACGGCGUGAGUCCGGUGCUGUACGUGCCGUGGAUGGCGCGGGACGGCGUGCGGAUCGUUGUGCAGAAUGUGUCGCUGCUGAACGGUGCUGUGCUGUACGUGAUGGGCGGUGGAGCGUUGCGCGGUGCGGGUGCGGCGGGGAGCGACGAGAGCGGGCCGGUGGAGCUGUCGGUGUGCGAUGUGGAGGCGCUGAACGGUGCGCUUGUGCUGACCGGCACGUUUCCCGCGGGGUCUGUGCUGACGGUGACGGACUCCCUGCUGGUUGCCGCGAGGUCGACGCCGCUUGUGUAUCUUCCCGGCUCGCGGUCUGCGCCGUACGCACCGGUGCUGGUGCUGUCGGGCCUGCGGCUCGUGCGGUCCGUGCUGGUUGUGUCCGACGUUGCUCUUGUGACCGUGAUGACUGGUGGGCGGACGGUGGUGGUGGACGGCGCCGUGCUGGAGCUUGUCGGUGGCGGUGUCGCGGUGGACGCGGCUGUGUUCGGUGGCGACUUUGCGUUGUACGCGAGUGCGCGCGUGGUUGCGUCGGGGGGCGCUGUGCUGCGCGUGUCGGGGAGCCAGGUGUACGCCGCGCAUGGGUUGGUGUUCGACAGCGGGGUGGAGGCUAACGCGUCCGCCGUCGUAGUGAACGACAACGUCGGUGCGCUGACCGAUGGCGCGCUGCUGGUGCUGCGGGGGUCGGCAUCGUUUGCGUUCGGGUCGUGGCUGUCGGUGCGCGGCAACAGCAUCAGCGGCAGGCUUUUGUCGGUGCCGUCGUACCCGCGCAGCGCGGAAUUUGCGCAGAGCACGCUGACGCUCCACGGGAACGCCGGCAGCGGGUCCGUCGUGAUGGACGGCACCGUUACGCUUGGAGGCGCCGGCCGAAGUUUCGUUGUGGGGUGCCUGACGCUCAACGGGCAGGCGCUGCAGCCGAUGGACUACAGGUCUGCCGGCAUCAUCGGGAAAUUCCGCCCCGUGGCGUGUGGCGCGUGCGACGCCGACGUGCACUGCUUUGCUGCUGCGACGAGGGCGAUGUCGGGAUCGUGCCGCUGCCGCUGUGCUGAGGGCGGGUACGGGCGCGACUGCCUGCCGGUGUACCUGCCGCACGUGGACGGGUGCAACCGCACGCCUGCCCCGCCGCUGCUGAGCCACACGGCGACGCUGACGGAGACGCGCAGCCCGACGCCAACGUGGACGUCAGUGUGGACGCCGAGUCAGAGCACGACGCACUACAGUCCGACGCAGUACGGGCCGACGGAGACGUUGCAGGUGACGGAGACGGUGGCGCUGCCGCCCACGCGGACCCCGACGGCGUCGGUGAGCAGCACGCAGUGGUGGAGCGACGUGGCGUGCCCGACGCUCGCCGUGACGACGACGGCGGCUGGUGGGAGCCUGACGCAGAGCGACAUCCGCGGCGGUGGGAGCGCCGUCCCGACACUGCUGAUGGUGGCGCUGCCGCCGCCGUUUCGAUGGGCAAGCGACCCGCAGCUUGGCACGCACCUGAGCUUCGUGCCUACAUCGACGGCGCAGCCGAGCGGCUUCGGUGGUCCGUGGGGAGCGAUGCUGAGCAACGCGACGUGGGUGCGCAACGCGACGAAUCCGUCCACCGUCCUGGAGCUGGCUGUGCCCGUGCACCGCGGUUACUUCAUUACUGCCGACGAGACGAUAGUCAUUCGCUGCGACGCCGCGGCGGUGUCUGGCGGCUGCAAGGGUGUGCUGCUUGGGUCCUUCACGAUCGCGUCCAACACGCUGCCCGUCGCUGCCAGCGCCCUCUCUGCGAUCACCGGCGUUGUUGCGGGUGCGGCUGCUGUUGCCGUGGUGGUGACCGGCGGGCUGGGCUCCGUUCUGGAGAUGCAGGUGCUCGGCGUGUUUGCGAGGAUGUCAUGCGCCUCGGUGCAGGAGCGUGAAAGCACCGUUGCGCUGCCGUACUUCCUGUCGGUGUUCGCUGCCCUUGAUCCGCUGUGGAUGGUGGUGGGCAACGCGCUGCUUGCCGCUGUGUUCGGGUGCGUGCACUACGGUGUGACGGCCGCCUUCCAGCGGUGGCGCGGCGUGGACGCGGCGAGUGCGUGGGCGGCGAUGCGCUUCCCGAGCCUGACGUACGUCGUGGCGCACGCGAUGCAUCUCGGCAUCUUCUUCGGCUCGGUGUCCGCACUGGCGAUGCCCGGCGCCCGCGUGCAGCACCGCGUGAUCGGUGUCGUUGGCGUGCUGUACGGUGCGGCGUUCCCUGCUGGCGUGUGCUACUUGAUUG
Messenger RNA from Trypanosoma cruzi, 2635 nucleotides. RefSeq names its product dispersed gene family protein 1 (DGF-1), putative. The annotation marks the transcript as partial. NCBI's taxonomy places the organism in Eukaryota, Euglenozoa, Kinetoplastea, Trypanosomatida, Trypanosomatidae. The record is from RefSeq and is a predicted model, not a curated record. The transcript has a single exon.